Brassicogethes aeneus is the source of this 1841-nucleotide messenger RNA. The record is from the annotation of a GenBank genome assembly. Lineage: Eukaryota; Metazoa; Arthropoda; Insecta; Coleoptera; Nitidulidae.
UUAACUAAAAACAGUGCUGCGACACGUGACUAAACAUUUGAUUGAAGUGUAGAGUAUGUCUGUUUAUCUUGGUGACGAAAGAGUGGUGUUUGAAGAAAGCGGCGACGAAAAAAAGGACAUUUUGGGAAACAUUUCCAGUCGAAUAAACAAAGGAGGCGAACCGCCGACGAUGGAGCAGGAGAAGAGAAUGAGACGCGAGAUCGCGAACAGCAACGAACGAAGGAGGAUGCAGAGCAUCAACAACGGAUUUCAGUCCUUGCGCGGGCUGUUGCCGCAUCACGAAGGCGAAAAAUUAAGCAAGGCUGCGAUAUUGCAACAAACUGCCGAGUACAUAUAUUCGUUGGAGCAGGAGAAGACCAGGCUGCUGAGCCAGAACUGUCAGCUCAAGAGGCUGGUGAAUCAGCACGAGGGCGGCGAGCUGCCGCCUAAGAAACGAAAGACGGAACUGAUUUUGCCCACCACCGAUUCUUCGGACGAAGGUUUGGGAUCGAUGUCGCCCGAACCUGUCAGCUUGAUCACCGUCACCAACGUUGCCGCUUCCGCCGACAAUCCCUCACAUGAUCUGAAGAGGCAGCUGGAGCGCGAGCGCAACACGCGGCUGAUGCUGGAGGAGCAGGUGCGGCAGCUGGAGGAGCAGCUGUACGCGCAGCAGCAGCAGAACGCCGCCGCGCAGAUCUACCAGCUCGAGGAUGGCGACGACCUGAGCCUGCAGCUGGUGGCGGCGGACAGCGUGCCGCCGGUGGGGCACACGCAGACGGUGGUGUGCUCGCCGCCGGUGUCGCGCAGCCCCAGUCCCGAGCCGCCCAAGCUGGUGGUGGUCCCCGAGCCGCUCGUUCCGGCGCAGCAGCAGCUGCCGCCGCCCCCGCAGAGACUGCCCUCCGUGCUGGAGGCGGCCAUCAAGGCCGAGCCCAAGGUGGAGGUGGAGCGGCUGCCGUCCCCCAACCACACGGUGCAGCACGAAGAGUCCAGCCCGAGCCGACUGUACGUGUCGAACACGUCGCGGCAGAACCUGGAGACCAUCGUGGAGGCCAUCCGGCACCUGGAGGGCGACCACAUGUUCGGCGACGAGCCGCAGCAGCCGCCCGCCCCCCAGGAAGUGCCCUUGGCGCUGACGACGCGCGCCGCCCCCGCCGCCGAAGCGACGGCGGCGGCGGCUGCGGCCGUCUGCAUCAAGCAGGAGAUGCACGCGUUCCUGGACUUCAACGUGGCGACGGCGGCGGCGGCCACGGUGGCCGCCGCCGACAGGCAGCAGCAGCAGUCGCGGCCCGGCGUCAUCGUGGCCAAGCAGGCGUCGUGAUCGGGGAUCAUACGGUACGUCGGCAGGCCGCCUGCCGCGCAGGACUAAAGAGGGAUAAGCGAGGGUAAGCACCUGCGCACGACACGCGUCGGCCCGUUGACGACAGACGCGGCAACGCCGCCACACACACACACACACCCAUCAAAACGCGCCAGGGGACUGUUUGUCGACCUUUGCGGCACCACUUUCCAAACAAAAUGAUCUCUAUACAGAUCAUUUUCUAAGCAAAGAAACUCAACUCAAACUUCAACAAACAGUCCCCUGGUGGUGCUUUUCUAGACAACAACCAAAUACCACCAGUAAAACAACUAUUUUAUUUAGCCUUGGUCGUUUGAAACUUCUCUCGACAGAUGACACUCUUAAUUUAAUUUGGCUAAAUAGUAUAAUAAUUAAUUAAACACUUUGUGGUAUUUUAACAUAAAAUUCUGAAUUUUCAAGUUGAUACUUUUUUUUUGGAAACAACAAAAUCGCGGAAAAAAUGUUACAAGAAAGUAAAAAAAUACUUCUAAGAACGUUUUUUCAGCUUGGCAAAUGAACCUAUAAA